Messenger RNA from Rotaria sp. Silwood2, 1204 nucleotides. NCBI's taxonomy places the organism in Eukaryota, Metazoa, Rotifera, Eurotatoria, Philodinida, Philodinidae. The record is from the annotation of a GenBank genome assembly.
AUUUCAGAUUUUCAGUUUUUGAGUUGAGUUUGACACAAAAUGACGACUUGACAUAUGUACGCCUAGCUAGAAUUAAUUAAAGAAAAAAACUUCGUGACGCCAUACGAUAAAGUGCUUAGCAUCUUAAUUACUUCAGUUAGCAUGGCAAGUCAACAUGUCUGUCUGAAAAGUAUCAAUCAGAUGAAUGGCCCAUGGGCGGGACGGUUUUUUUAGAAAAAAACAUGGGCUGAGCUGGGCCGAGGUUGAUAGUCUAUGGGCUGGUUUUUAUUGGCCCAACCCGACCCAUUGAGACCUCUGAUUCAUUAUCAUAAAAGUUAACAAAAUUCUCUCUUUAUAUUUUCAUUUGUUGUUCGUCAAAGAGAUAUACUUGUUCAUUAUAUAUUAUUUUUAAGUAUAAAAGACCUCUUUUCUUUCCCGACCGAAAACCAUUAAUAUGUAACUAUAAAAAAUCGAAAAAACAUGAAACAUUUUUACUGAAAAACAUCACAAUUUACACAUUACUUUGUAGUUUUUGGAAAAUAAGUUUUUCAUAACAAAAAAUUGAGACUUGCGAUUAUGGUGUUUUAAAAGUUGUUGGCACUACCAAACAUACUAUGACUGAGGAAAGGAUGGGAGGCGAAUUUUUGCCCUUGAGACUGCAAACUCUCCAACAAGAAAGUGUCUGUAAAUUUACAGUCUAUGACAACUUUCCCUCUAAUGAUCGAGAUUCUCUGCCUUAAAACUUUCAAAAAUUUUCUAACAAGCUAUUAUCUCGCAUGAAGAAAAAUAAUUCAACCCGAUCGGAAGAAGUAAAACCAAGGUCGUAAGCAAAUUCGAUGAAUUUUGAAAAUCGCUUCAAAAACUUUUGAAGGCCUACUUUUAAAAAUGUAUAUUAUUUGAAUCUUGAUUUUUCUAGGCUGAAAUCUCGGAUUGUACUGGUUCUCAAUGGAUAAGUGCAUUUCGUAAUGAAGCUGAAGCAUUACUUGGUAUUACUGCUGAUGAAUUUGGUAAUCAUAAACUUAAUCAAAAUGAAAAUAUUAUCGAUGAUAUUUUUCAAAAAGUAAUGAAUCGUGAACGAAAUUUUAAACUUCGUGCUAAAGCUGACCAAUAUAAUGAUGAACGAAGAAUUCGAUUUACUUGUAUGCGUAUUAGUGAUAUUGAUUGGAUAUCGCAUGGACGACGAUUAAUUAAUGAAAUCAAUCAAAUGGGGCCUAUGCAACAUUGA